Messenger RNA from Sphaeroforma arctica JP610, 3735 nucleotides. RefSeq lists its product as hypothetical. The transcript is spliced from 18 exons. Lineage: Eukaryota; Ichthyosporea; Ichthyophonida. Gene Ontology annotation, molecular function: guanyl-nucleotide exchange factor activity. The record is from RefSeq and is a predicted model, not a curated record. Gene Ontology annotation, cellular component: plasma membrane. The coding region runs from base 1 to 3735 and encodes 1244 amino acids. Gene Ontology annotation, biological process: Ras protein signal transduction; positive regulation of GTPase activity.
AUGAAGGCAGCGGAGGCGCACGAGACAAUUCAAAUUCAAUACAAUCUGUGUAGGGCUGUUCCCAACCAACAGGUUGCCUGUAAAGAUCUGGGGAAUGGAGUGAUUGAGGUAUCGGGAUUAGGCAGUAGUCGCGCGACAACCUUUGCACAUGUGCAUAAUGACGGGUCGCUCUCGCAACUGUGGGCCAAAACUAUCGACACACAGCGCCGUUCGCUUCUGGGCAUGGGUACCGCUGCGUACUCGGAUCCCAUGCGAGUCGUUGUGCGUGCAUUCGAACGUGAGCUGGCGGUACGUAUUUCUAUUGUCGCCAAGAGUGAGGCGCCGGAAAGAACUUACGAGGCCGUUUCGCGCAUACAGCAGAGUAUCCAGGAGUGUGUAUAUGCUGGCACGUGCUACCACAGUCUUGCCCUGCAGACGAAUACGUCCAGUGAUAGCGAUGCCGCAAUAGCAGCAGUUGUCGGCCAGCAUCAGUUUCAAAAAGUGCGAGAUAAUGUUCUCAGAGCCGCCAACGUCCUGACGACGGAAGUAAGUAGAAGCCCCGAUGCCAUGCAUCUUUCGCUACUUUGGGACAGUUGCAACGUUGUGCUGGUAGCGGCUCAGACCCUCGUGGACCUGAUUAUGUGCGACAUCGUGAAGGAUAAGAUUUCACUUGAUCGGGUCAUGCUUGAAGGCUCGUAUUGGCGUAAAACUGUUGGCGGGAAUGUCUUGCCCGACACGAAGGUGAAAAGAAUAUCUGCAGUUUUCAAGAACCCCUGGAAAAGAUCACCGAAGAUCUCAAAGUACAAACAAACGCCGCCUCUAGCACCGUUGCCUCUCGAAUAUCGGUCGCUCACAAGCACGCCACUGUCGACGCCUUUGGAAGCUGACGAAGUCACGUACUCGAGCAAUGUAUCUGCCGUGCACCUCGACGAAUCUUCACGCACCCGAGCGCAAACACACAGCCACAAGUCGUCCAAUACAUACAUACCAUCCACCUCACCCUCAACCCGCAGAAGGACCGACAGUACAACACACGUACAUCUGGUGGAUGAUUUCAACUUUGAUGUGGUGCAAAAUGCCCAAGAUGUCGCUGCCAGUAUUCAGGGCAACAAAUAUAUCAGUGCGCAUGUGGUCAAGGAUAAGGGGCAACAGCUCAAAAGCAUCUCCGACAUACACACUCAGGGACGGAAGUACGCGAGAUCGGGCUCUGACACUAAAAUGCUUGCUGUGGACUCGGGCCAACUGACUCUCGCGACAUCUACAUCAGUCCCAUACGACAUGUACGCAUACACACAAUCACACGCGCAGCGGGCACCAUUGAAUGAUGACGGUCCGAGUCGAAUGAAGAAUUUAUUCAAUUCUGCCAGCUGUGAUGCAAUGGACAGUCUUGGUGCGACAUCAGAAGAAAAAAUUGCGUCAAUACGAAGUAAGUUUGUUGGAUCCGUGUGGGUCCUGAUAGCGAGGCGCCACCGCAUAUCUACAAGUGGCAACCCUACAACAGCGCAUCUAAUACAAUCGUGCGUAUACGUGCCGCUUAUGCACUCUGCAGAAGUUCCAAUAUAUCGAUGUCAAGCACCUUGCAAGAUAUCCUGCAUCGAUACCAACAAAGUCGAUCGUUCUGUAUAUUCAUGCACAACUUCAAAUGCGUGCUCAAGCGGGUUUAGCGUCGCAUCGAGUGCAGGAACACUGAGAAACACACAAUCACAGGGGUCUACCUACGAGAGUACAGCUCUGAAUGGUAUCGGUAGAACACCGGCUAUUCUUCCGCAACUCAAUGGUGCUAGCAGAAGGGUGCCAUCUGGGUUGGGUCAGAGAAGACUGACCGCAUUUGCAACCACAAAUCCAGCUCUAUCCAAAACUCAACUGUCGAUUGGCGGUUUGAAGGUUAGAGUGCAAGAUUCACGCACUGCCGAUUACUACCAGAAACGAAGGAGUGUGGGGGACCCUCGAACAGUCUCUACAGUGCGUACGAUAUCAAACUCUUCUGCACGCGUGGCCAAGGAUAGGUCGGGUGGGACGAAGACUUCGUGUGGAAUCAAGCAUACGCAGACGAAUGUGAAGAGCACAAUCAAGCAGUGUAGCAGUGCGGGUGAUGACGACGGCACGCGCAGAAUCAGUGGCAGCGGUAUUGUGAAGCAAAUCCCAACUGUAUUGGUUGGGUGCUCGGGAGAUGGCACGACGAGGAGGACUGUACAGACCCACACAAUACAUAUUGACGAACAAGGAAGUGAAGGUUCUGGCAACGGAUGCAAUGAAGGAAGGACGGGCGCCGUCAGCCAGAGUCAGAGUAUACCGCACGGGCAGAAAUCACAUAGGAAUGGUAAUGUCUUGAGGAGUACUGAUUCGCAGGAACGAGAAUACAUAUCAGCUAGUACCAAGAAUUCGUGCAUGAAAAUUGUAACGAAGGAAAGUAUAGGCAAGCAGGAAGAACUACAAACGCCCAUACAGGCUAAACAUUCGCGAACACACUCUGACACGUCCCAAUUGUCGCCUGUCAGUAACUGUAUGUGCUCUACCGGUGAUUGCAAUCCUAGGCGGACAAUUACUUGUAACGGUCAUAUUGUAUCAGGUGAUGCUGAUUUGUUGUCACACCUAGAUCAAAUACAGCCUACAAGAAUUGUCGCGUCUCUGUCACCGCCUGUCAACACGCGCAACGGCAGUAAGGAUGGUGCUGAAUGCGGCAGAAGCCGAUCAAGCACUCAUCAACGCACCUCGUCUCUCGAACUGAAGCAUGAGAGUAGGCCGAGUGGAUCGCCACUACGAACGUUCGAGGGACAAGAAAGAAAAACAUCCGGCUCGUGGCGACUACUGAAAACCAAACCUUCAAAUCCGAAAGCACUCAAGGCACAUCGAACCGUCUCUAUCGGCUCGUGCAAGGGUGUGGGUAGUAUCUCACAGGAAUGGGGCCCGCUCGAUUCGUUAUCAAGCGAAUGCCUGAAUUCGCGCAGUCUUCUAUUUGAAGGGGGUGCGUCACUCCUCAAGCCACCUACUGCUCCAUCCAGACUGCCAGCGAAAAACAUCAUGCAAAUAAGGACAGACGAUUUUGUGCAGCACUGCUGUCUAACAGACGCAAAGAUGAUAUAUAACGUCAAGGCCACAGAGUUCCAAAAGUGCGGGUGGUCAAAGCCGAGCAAGGAAGAGACAUCUCCAAACAUACUGGCGAUGAUACGCAGCUUCGACUACCUGGCUCUACUCGUUGCCAGUGAGAUCCUGUUGCGUCUGACGGCGGAGGGUCGAGCUGAAGUCAUAGAAAAAUAUAUCAAAAUCGCCGACGGACUUGCACAGGACAAUAACUACAAUUCCCUAAAAGCUGUGCUGGCUGGUUUACAAUGCCAGCCUAUCUUCCGACUAAGCAAAACUUGGGCACUCGUUCACGCGAAGAGGAAGAAAACAUUUGAGCAGCUGGGGUCACUAAUGUCAGAAGAAGAAAACUACAGGAACUACAGGGAUACGCUAAAGAAGUCCGGCUUCCCCUGCAUCCCCUAUUUGGGCGUCUACUUGACCGACGUAACGUACACAUACCUUGCGCUGCAAUCAUCGACUGCAGAAAUGGAAAGGCGUGUGGGUGGCAUUAUUGAAGAAUUUCAAGACUACCAGCGUUUGUCGUCGUAUCAAUACCAGAACAAGCCUGGAGUUCAUAUCUACAUGGAAUGCGCCAGUGUUAAUACCGACUCCGAAAACUACACAUUGUCGCUGCAGAGGGAACAGAAACAGCAACCCAAGGCCCAGCAGGGUUCUGGUAAGGGAUUAAACUAG